AUGGACGGAAACUUUACCAAUGUGACGUCAUGGUGCGGGGAAGAGGCAGACGACAUGAGCAACAGAACACUAUUUGAAGUUACCGUGUAUAGUUUACCAUUUGUUAGGAUCGGAAUCCCAAUAAUCAUCCUCCUUGUCAGCGUCGUCGGACUUGUCGGCAACAUCCUAGUGAUAUACGUCAUCAUAAAGUUAUGGCGGAUGAACAUCCUAUUCCUGAACCUCGCCACUGCGGAUCUCCUGUUCCUUAUUUUCUGCGUACCCAUCCAAGUGCUCAUGUACGCCACUAAGAAUGAAUACGUCUUGCCGUCGUGGACGUGUAAAUUGUUCUACUAUCUCACCUACGUCACGAUGGGAGUAAGCAUAUACUCCUUAGUGUGUAUAUGUGUAAUACGUUACAUCGCUGUCUCCAAGCCGCUUGGUUCAAGGAGCAUCCUGCAUCCUAAAACAAACGCUGCUAUUGUUUCAGGAAUUAUAUGGAUGUUCACUGGAAUAAUCAACAUUCCGUUAAUUUUGUACUCGGGAGUUCGCUGGGGACCUUGUAUAAUAAACACAGAGUAUAACUGGCAGUAUGCCGUAUACAUUGUAUUGGUGGUUGGAUUUGAUUUUUUCAUACCGUUUGCUGUUGUGGCCACUCUCUCCAUGUUAAUCAUAUGGAAGGUCCAGAAGGGCCAAACCAAGCGUAUGGCGCUGUCUCUGCGGAAGGCUUCACCACAUAUCCAAGCUUCCAGCAAGCGGGCAACGCAACACGUCGUUGUCAUGGUGAUAGUGAUAACUGCUGUUUUCGCCCUUUGCAACUUGCCGAAUCAUAUAUUGCUCUUACUUCUAGCAACAGACGCCGUGGAUAUAAGCUGCGCUCCACAGGCCCUGAAAGUGUUUGUUGUUCUGUUGCAAGUGCUUGGGAUCUCAAACUGCAGCAUCAAUCCCUUUCUGUAUAAUUUUGCUUCGAGUGAAUUCAGAAAGGAAUUUGUUAAGGCGUUGAGUUUACGUCGACACAAACAUUAG
This is a messenger RNA of Lingula anatina, 1002 nucleotides long. RefSeq names its product somatostatin receptor type 5-like. The record is from RefSeq and is a predicted model, not a curated record. Gene Ontology annotation, biological process: G protein-coupled receptor signaling pathway. Gene Ontology annotation, molecular function: G protein-coupled receptor activity. Lineage: Eukaryota; Metazoa; Brachiopoda; Lingulata; Lingulida; Lingulidae. Gene Ontology annotation, cellular component: plasma membrane.